Molecule: messenger RNA, 4080 nt
Organism: Pyricularia pennisetigena
Lineage: Eukaryota; Fungi; Ascomycota; Sordariomycetes; Magnaporthales; Pyriculariaceae
Exons: 3
Coding region: 1-4080 (1359 amino acids)
Source: RefSeq, a predicted model, not a curated record
AUGCCCGACUGCAAUACCCGGCGCAGCAGAGAUUACUCGAAACCUUUCACCCCUCGAUCAUCGAAAGGGCCCAGCAUGGAGGGCUAUCUUCCCACCGGUGUGCCGGUUCAGCGGCGGCUGAGCCGGCUUUACAACGACACCAAGAAGUCGUCCGAUUUCGUCAAAGAGCCCGUCUCCAAUGGCGAUGACCCCGAGAUCAGAGCCCUGCAUCGAAAGUUGCGCAUUCAGAAGGACCGUCUUGUCAGCUGGGGCUUGGAAUGGUCUGAUAACAGCCAGUCGCAGUCGGCCGAGGUCUUGAUCGACAAGUCUCUCUCCAAGGCUGGCCUCAGCGAGGUUGUGGGCAGUAUCAUGUCCACCAUCAAGGACAUCCUCGCCGAGGCAGAACCUUUGUGGCAGAGCUCUAGGCGACUGAUCGGCGAGCGCGAGUCCGAGAAAAAGGGCUCGUCCAGCGGCGACCAGAAGAACAUGCCCAUGGUGCCUUGGGACAAGGGACGCUUUGAGGACCUGGUACGAGACCUCACAACCUCUAUAGACACCCUCUUCGACCUGUCGAGGACGAGAUCGACAACUUCGACCUCGCAGUCUUACAAACAGAGCGGAUCCUCGGACGAGAUGCGAGCCUUCGAGUCGACCCGAGUACAGACCCCCAGACAGAUCGACCCCAACACCCUGACGAAUCUUCGGGCGAUGCAGGCGGAACCCAUGUCAGAAGGUGCGUCGGAGGAAGCCAGGCCGCGUGAAAUCGUCUUCAUGCAGAGGCAAGCCUACUCCGAGAUUGUGCCCCAGGGCAGCUCAGGGACAGGACGGCAGCCAAACGCGCCACUUUUGCUCGAGUACGCUGCUUUCGACCCUAUUUACUCGACGACCGGUAUCAUGCCGUCGAUGACCCGGUUCGAGAAGCUCUCGGCCGGUCUGCAGUCUGACACCCAAAGGCCGGGUACCUGGAUCGGUCUGCCACGGCUGCUGGGCUACUUCGAGGACUAUGAGCACUCCCGGCUUGGCUUGGUCUACCAGUUCCCACCCACUUUCAAUCCCAUCUCGUACGAGAACUUGACGCAGAACCCACUAUACAGCCUCAAUUCGUUGUCGGACCUGCUGAAGAGACCCGAUUUCGAACCAAAGCUAGAGGCCAAGUUCCGGCUGGCCUCGAACCUGGCCAAUACCGUGUUCGAUAUGCAUGCUCGUGGGAUUUCGCACGGCAACCUUAUCGACACGAACAUAUCUUUCUGCAAUGCUGUCGGCAACGACCCAUCGAUGAACACGGCCGACGUCGAUAUUCGUCGGCCAUUGGUGUCCUCCUUCGACUUGUUCCCAGACUCGCCCUUUCCCGAGACCUCUGCAACGUCCUUCUCCCUCUAUAGGCAUCCACUCGAUCCCAGAGUCACGUCAGCAUCCACAGUCAGCGGAACUGCCAGCGCCAAUGCCGACCCGCGCGUGUUUGAUCUCUACUCGCUAUCCAUGAUUCUCCUUUCGGUCGGAUUAUGGACGAAUUUAGAGCUGCUUACUCCCAAUCCCGCCUCUACCGAGAUCCCUUCUAGCGUAUUGGAUCAGCUUGCAAUUCGGUGUGGUACUCUGUACAUGAAGGCAGUGCAAGCGUGCUGGACCGCAGCCGAUAAGGAGCUGUCGGGACAGGCCCAAGGAGCGAGCGAUCAGUUCAUCUCCAAGGUUCAGGUCAAGGCCAGUCGAUAUCUCGAGGCGUGCUGCAUUCUUGACGGAGUGAGUGCUCUAGAGGAUAGGCUUACUGAUGACUUGGGUGAACCAAAAGCGGCUCCUGCACCAGCCGCGCCGGCGGGCUCAUCGAAGGGCGCCAUGGAGAGGAAGUCGGCCAAGAGUGCAGAGCUAUACCCCAUAUCAGAGCAGCAACAGCAGACCUCUAUGGGGCCACCCAUUUCAGGCUUUACCCAGACCACGCCUGUUGUCAUUGAAGAUCACCCGCUCCCGGUCGAGACCCAGAUGCGGCCGCGCAAGUCGCCCAGGGCACGUCUAUACCCGCACGUGCCACUUCCAGCAGAAUUGGUAGAGCAGUGGAACUUGACCCUGAUGCCCGAGAUCAACCUAGCACUGCAGCACUUCUACAAGAAGCAUCCGGAAUCGGUAGAAAUAUCCCUCGAGUCGAUCGGCGAGUCUGCCAAGGAUACGCGGCCGACCGUCCUAGUCGUAUGCACAUCUGUAGCCAAGGUGCGUGGGAUUCUCAAGAAGCGGCUUGGUUACCUCUUCGACGGCACGACGGACAUCGCACUCAAAGUGUGCAAGGGUCAGAUGCUGCGGUCGCGAAAGACGCCGACCAACAGCAGCCUACAGCAUGGCCCACCGGUUGAUGCCGCAAAUGGUGAAUUCCAGGAGAGGCCGGGAAACGGAGCCAGCAUCGGCGCCUGGAUCGGCGACCAACAUCUUCCACCUGCUAGUCUCGGCGGCAUAGUGAUUGUGGACGACAAGCCGUACGGGAUGACGGUGCAUCACAUGCUUGACGACCCGGACGCCGGGCUUGGCGAGUCCACAGCGACGCAGGCCCAGAUUGACCAAGUGCAGGACAUACUGCGAAGCAGCGCCGGUGCGGCCCAACAGAAGAAACAACAGCAAGAGAUUUCCGAUCUCAACGCGUCACUGUCGCAGUGGUACGCAGAUCUGCAGGCCGAAGCAGCCGAGGCAGGGAGCUCAUCUACAGAAUCCGAAUAUGCCUGUGAGUUUUCCGACACGGGAUCUGAGGCGUCUGGCUUGACCAGCGAUUACUCGGAGAGCGACUGGGGUGGUGGUGGUGGUGGUGGUGGUGGUGGUGAUGGCGCUGAAGGCGACGAUUCGGAUGAGGAAAAGGAGAAAGAGGAUGAGUACGGGGAGCCUGGCGAUAUUCCAGGAGUCGAGCUUGGCUGCGGCGAGGGCUACAUCAUCACGCAGCCAGCAUUCGAUGACGUUGGGGAAGGAUUUUACCCCAACGGAGAGACGGCCGAUGAGGACCAUUUGGAUACGUGCACUCUGGGAGAGGUACAUGCUUCGAGUGGAAUCAGAAGGCGGACCGAUGAAAAGGGGCUAGUGCACGAAAUCGAUUGGGCAUUGAUCGAGUUCGACGAUCAUCGAGCCCACCAGAACAAUGUCAUCCCCUCUACCGGUGGCGAAAACGCUCGAGGUAUCCGUCCGACUACCGUUGUGGCCGCCUCGGCCCUGCCAGGCUUGGACGUGCAAUGCAUUGCGCGGACAAGCGGCCUUCAGAGUGGCCGCAUCCUGCCCACCAUCGUUUCGGUCAAGAUCUACGGCCGCCAGACGGCAAGUCACUCGUACCAGAUCAGCAGCACGCCAUCCUUGCAGCAGUGGCACACUUCGAUGCACCGACCGAUGGGCAUCCCAGGCGAUAGCGGAGCCUGGAUUGUCGAGCGGGGCGGGAGCGGCAGGCUGUGCGGUCAUGUCCUGGCGUGGAGCGACCGCAAGCGCGUCGCAUACCUGUGUCCGAUGGACAUGCUCCUCCUCGACAUGGCAGAGACGCUCGAGGCGGCAGAGGUGCGCCUACCAGGAGGAGACGUCAUCGUAAAAGCCAUGAGCCCCGAGGAGCGCAAGCGACGCAAGCUCGAGGGAACAGUCGGCCCGUCCCAGGGGUUUGCACUCAUGAUUGAGCAACCCCAGUCGCCACUGGUGGCAAGGCAGGCCAGUCUCAGACAGCAGGACUUCCAACGCGAGAGAUGGAACCAAGUGAUGGACAUGAAGCAGCAGACCCAGCAGUUUUCACAACAGAAGCCCAUAUCCAGGGCCAACACGGGUUUUACGGUGGACGAUGACGAUGUCAGCAGCGUAAGCACCGCGGGCGGCCAUCCAAACCCGAUGCAUAUGGCUUUCCAGGAUCCGGUCAAUGUGCCACCGUUGACACCACUCGAAAUACGCAGCGCUCGACACUUCAGGGACUCGGGGGUGCACGACACCUCAGCCUCUCCCGAUAAGACUGAGAUGAUCGAUGCAGGCCUCAGGCGAGACGGGAGCGUCAGGAGCAGUGGCCUACAGGCUGCGCAGGGUGUCGAUCCGUAUUUGGCUAGCAGGUUUGGCGAGAUGCAUGUCGGCCGGGAUAGCGACGAGGAUGCAAGGUUGUAUGCCAGGUGA